Venturia canescens is the source of this 6461-nucleotide messenger RNA. It is a transcript of the gene homer, whose product is annotated as homer protein. Gene Ontology annotation, molecular function: G protein-coupled glutamate receptor binding. The record is from RefSeq and is a predicted model, not a curated record. Gene Ontology annotation, cellular component: cytoplasm; dendrite; plasma membrane. The transcript is spliced from 6 exons. Gene Ontology annotation, biological process: regulation of store-operated calcium entry; G protein-coupled glutamate receptor signaling pathway. Bases 424 to 1698 code for a protein of 424 amino acids. NCBI's taxonomy places the organism in Eukaryota, Metazoa, Arthropoda, Insecta, Hymenoptera, Ichneumonidae.
CGUCUAGUUUCACGUUGUCUAAUGAUCGUUACAGGAGCAAGCAAGGCCAGCGGUGGCCACUACUGUCAUCUGUUUGUCUCUAAAAAACAUCUUCGUACGAUUCGGAAAAUAAUUUAAAAAAUCUACGAGAAACUUGAUUUCUUUUAUUUUCCAUUCUUCUUUCUGUCUUCUAAAAAGUCUUCUAAAAGCAUUUCUUCAUGUUGCAAUUGCUUUUUUUUUUAUUUUUUCUUUAAACGAGCACUGUGCGUGAUUGACGGGGUGGGAUAGAGAGAGAGAGAGAUAGAGAAAGAGGGAAAGAGAAGAAAGAUAAAAGUGGUUCGGUUGUGUAUUGCGCGCGCGAGGUGUGUACUAGAGAGGAUAGUGCCGAUUAUACAGUGCGUGAUAUAUUAUCUAUGAAUCUGUCGGCGUAAAACUUAAGCUUUUAUGACAUCCGGAAAGGAGACGAUGGGCGAACAACCAAUUUUCACAUGCAAAGCGCAUGUUUUUCACAUCGACCCAAAGACCAAAAGGUCAUGGGUCUCCGCAUCCACUGCAGCUGUCUCCGUCUCCUUUUUUUAUGACUCUACAAGGAGUUUAUAUAGAAUUAUAUCUGUGGAAGGAUCAAAGGCCGUUAUUAAUAGUACAAUUACUCCUAAUAUGACGUUCACUAAGACAUCACAAAAAUUUGGACAAUGGUCCGAUGUCAGGGCCAAUACCGUUUAUGGCUUGGGAUUUUCGUCCGAGGCUGAAUUAGGCAAGUUUAUAGACAAGUUUCACGAGGUGAAAGAGGCAACAAAAAUAGCAGGUGCUAAGUUGCAGUCAAACAGCUCAUCCGUGACGCCAUCAACAAGCGCAAACGUCAGUCCAAUAACGCAGCGUUCUUAUAUGCCAUCGACUGAGCAAGAUCUCAUAGAGCCUCCAAAUUCAUCAAUGAUAAGUUCAAAUAUAUCAGCGUCGAACAAUCCUAAUCCAAAUGCAAAUAUGAUAUCGGCGCAAAAUAGCGUUUCCUCAGUCAGUAGUAGUCCAUUACCGGGCAUGAUCGGGUGUCAGGUUAAAAUGGAUGAAGAAUUGAAGAAUGCGGUGCAUGCGAGAUCCCAAAUAAUGGCUCAACAAAAUACUGAGAGUCCACAGCAUCAAGGAAAAACACAAAUGGGGUCAAAUCAAGGAGGACAAACGACCGAAAUGCAACUCAAGUAUGAGAAUGAUAAACUCAAAUUCGCUCUUGCACAAAGCUCCGCAAACGCGAAAAAAUGGGAGGUUGAGCUUGCAACCCUUAAAACUAACAAUGCAAGACUGACAAGUGCUUUGCAAGAAUCAACCGCGAACGUCGACGAAUGGAAGAGACAAUUGCAGCUGUACAAAGAAGAAAAUUUACGCGUAAAGGCCAAGUACGCCGAUCUCGAGUGUGGCAAAAUGCCAGAGGGCAACAGUGAAGCGCUAAAAUUGCGGAUCGAAGCCCUCGAAAAUGAGUUGCGAACACGCAACGAAGAGGUCAAGGCACUUACGAUGGCCACAAAAAAUAAAGAUUUCGUUGCUCUUCAAAAAGAAAAUGCUGAUUUCCGUGAAACAUUGCAAGUGCUUCACGAACAACUGGAGCUCGCAUUAAGUGCUAACAAAGUUCAAAAGCAAAAUUUGGAAACAUUGAAUUCGCGAUUAGCCGGUUACAUACAGGAUUUAGCGACAGUUCAUCGAGAAAUAACGAACACCUUACAGACCUAAAGGAGUCCAAAGUUCGUAUAUCGUUGUAAUGAAGGAAAAACAAAAAAUGCGUUCGAGUGUAUCUGAGAUAAGAAACAGCCGGCGAACCAUGAAAAGACGAGGAUUACGACGAAAAUGCCGAUGAUGUGACGACGCGACACGUCGGAGUUCCGACAUUUAGAUUUAUAGCGCGAAGGGCCACGUUCCAAAAAAAUACAUAUCUUAGUUCAACUCCUUUCAAACAAAAGCAAAAACAGACAUUUUUCAGGGAUAUUUCUCUCGUACGAUUCUCUGCGAAAAUAUUACGGCGAUGAAACAAAUUUCGUUAUUUUGUCGUAUUCUAUUUCAAAUGUCAAAAAUAAUUUAUGAAUAGAAUCCAAUUUCAAAUUUUCUUCCACGAAGAAGAAUUCUUCGAAAAAGCUAAAUCUGUGAAAUUUUUAGAAAAUUUUAUUUUCUAUGGAAUAUUUCAACUCUUAUCAUUUGGAAAAACUUUUUCAUUAAAAUCCGAUAUUUUAUGGGAACGUAUGAGAUGAACAUACUGAAUUUCAAUCGUGCCAGUUACCCAGCCCAGAAUUGGGCUUUGCUCUAGAUAAUGAUAUAGAAAAACGAAAUAUUUAUUUCAUUAAUGCUCUCUUGCUUUUUUGUCUUCCGUACGAAUAUUUGGUAGACGUCCAAUUCUGACCUUAAAAUGUACACAUGUGUCAUUAGAACGAAAUGUUUUCGUUUAAAAGCAUUUCGGAAGUGAUUAAUUCUGAAAAUCUUGCUCGACGACGAGGAAACUUGAAUGUCAUCCUUUUAUUUAUUCUCAACUCGUAUUUAUAAUAUUUUACUAUUUUUUUUUUUUUUUUUUUCGUACUCGAAACUACGAAGUUCAUUUUUUUUAAUCAUGCACGAAUCAUGUUGUACAAAGGUAAUAUACAGAAGGAAUAUAUACAUUGAAGAGCAACUUGAGAAAAAGAAAAAGCAUAAAAUGGCCAUUUUUUUAGAGAUCGUAUUGACCAACAAUCUCAUUAUAUUUUUAUUCGCCAUUCACAUCGUUAGUUUUCUUUUCUCACAUAUUUAACGCGAUUAUUUUAUUCAAUAAAGACUGAAAUUCGUUAAGGAUUAGUGUACGUUAGCAUUUUUUGUUACGCAAUCCUAAGAGAUAUAGGAAGAAGAAGAGUUUUUACGAAUCUUAGCGAUGAUUCGGUCGAGAAGUGCGCGAAGGAGUUAUCAAAAACAUAUCAAAAACGUUGUGAUUGAUAUGACGUGUGAUUAAGAAUGUUUUUUUUUGGAACCCGCCCCCUUUGAUAGAAUGAAAAACUAAAAAUAAAUUCUGUUUACCGAGAACGAGAAAAACUGGAGGAGUAAAAAAAUAAUAAUGCACAACUGCAAAUUAGUGUAAUAAUUAAUUAUUUAACGAGAUUUGAAGGAAUCGAAGAGAUAUUAUUCAAUUUGAUUGGGCGACUUAUUCUAAUAUGGUGAUGAGCCACGCAUUUAAAAUAAGAUUAGAGACGUUUUAAUGAUUAAACGGGUUGUGAUAUAAAGGACGACGGAAAAUCGAAGAAACAAAAGAGAGAGAUAGAGAGAGAGAGAGAGAGAGGGUGAAAGAAACAGGAGGCAAAGGUAUAGUUUAAGUAAAUGAUUCGGUUCAUCGGAUGAACGUGUCGCUAGUCAUGCUAUUGGAAUAAGCCCUUCGAUUAUACGUUUUAUCAGUACCGUUUGAACACACACCCACACGCAUGUUUUAAAAAAUAAUGACAUUCGAACAUUUAUUACAAUCAAGGUUGGACGUGGUUGUGGGGACAAUUGAAAAUCAGAUAUUCAUCCAAAUACUUUCAGAAAUAAUCUUUUUUUCUUUUUAAACGUUUUAUCAUCGAAUCUUCAUUGACGAAAUUCCUUUCGAUUAAGUCAGAAAAUAUUAAGCGUCUUAGAGAAUUAUAACGUUCGAUUAUUUUGCAAAAUAUUUUUAGGUUGCAUUUGUAAGUUUAUUUUUUCAUUGAAUCUCCGUAAGUGUAACUCUUCUUAGUGAGCCACGAAAUAAUUUUUUUUAUUCAACUGUAGUCGCCGGUCAUUUUUUUCCCAAUAUUGCAAAAAAAAAGUUUGGUACUAAUUAUUGACUCUUUCGGACUGAGUAAUAAAUGCGUGUGAAAAUGACAAAAGAAAUAAUGUUACUAUAAUUCCAAAAGUGCACUCUUCCAUGCGAUCGAACAAAAAACUUUUUUCGGACCCGUUUCUUUUGUUUAUUUCUUUUUGCGAUAAAAAAAAACAUGUUUCGCAGUCAGUGAAAAAUCUCGGAUCAUUUGCGUUUUUGAUCUCGUAAACUCACAUUACGAAUUCACAUAGCGAUUAAAAAAGUUGAACAAAAUUAUAAAUUUUGUCGAGUCCGUGCGAAAGUUGUGAAAAAAAAUUGUUGUUCGAUAAUUGAAAAUUAUUGAAAUUACAGUUUUGUUGCGUAUAAAGACUGCCAUUGAUAAAUCAAGAGCGUAUGAAGUUUGUUUGAAGAUGAGUAUGAAAAAUAGAAGAAUCGGUAGUGGUAAUUUUCAAUAAUCGAAAAAAAUAGCGUCGGGUCCGAAACGUUGUUAUCUCACUAUUCACGUAAGACUUCGUGAGAGAGAAAAUUUUACAGAGCUUUCAAUUCACCCAAACUAGCAAAAAAAAACCUUAAAGACAGAAAGGAAACCACGUCAAAUCGGACGUGAUAAGAGAUUCCCUUUUCCUUUAAAAGUUAAAAAUAAUAACGACUAAGUAAAAUUAAAAUGACAGAAAAAACACGAUCGUUGUUAACAAAAGCGCACGCGUAUAUGCGAGUAUGGAGUUAUAGGAAUAAAACAUUGAAACGAAUACGAAAAUUUUCACAUCCCAAGGAGGAAUUGUGAGAAACGGGAGCAGCCUCGCUUGCCAUAAAAAGUAAUCUUAAAACGAAUGAAAGGUUUUAAAUAGAAAAAACUAAAUGAAAGAAAGAAUAAUGAUUAGAAACGAAGGUAAGGAAGAGAGGAGAGAAAAGGAGAUAAAUAAAUUGAAACAUACAAAAGUGAAACACAGUUGUAAAACGAAUGAAAACAAGUUUUGGAAGGCUUCCACGUAUACUAUUAGCGAUAACGUAGCUGUAAUUAAAACUCGAAAAAAGGAGAGAAAAAACAAAAUAAGAAACUCUGGAGAAGCCGUUCAUGUCUUCGUAAAUACCAAAACUUGCCAUUUUUCCCGAGAAAAAAUGAACAAACGAAACAAGAUAAAACGAAAAGGAAAAAAGAAAAUAAGAAACAUAACGAAAUAACGACGAUAUCGAUUCUUGUAGUUUAUUAACAAACAAAAUAAUGUUGGUCGUUUUAACGACAGUACGAAUUUCUAUAACCAUUCAAUCCUCACCCAUGUACACAUUUAUACCAGAUAUGAAAUGUUCGAUAAAAUGAUUUGUGGGAAAAUUGAAAAAAAAAAAAAAAACAAGUACUGAAAAAAAAUGAAGCUGGAGGAACUUUAGAAAAAAAUCAAUAAUGAACGGUUUCAUCCUUGCUACGCCCGAAUCGUCCAUUGCAUACUUGUUUGAUUUCUUUCUUCAUUUUUUUCUCAAUUUUUGCAUAAUAUCAUUAUUGUUUGACGUCUUUGGUUUGGAGAACAUCAAAAUUAUUAGCAUCUCGAUGAACACGCAUCAUGUGACAAUAUUUUAAUUUCAUUAUAAAAAGAGAAGGGAAAAGAAAAAUAGGAAAAAUGGAUAAAAAGAAUGAAAAGAUAGGAAGAUCGCAGCGAUUUCUAUACUCAUGUACAUUUCACCUAGUGUAAUAACAAAUAUUGAUAUUAAUAACAGUGCGUAAGCCAUAUAUUAUUUGUAUGCGUUAUUUAAACAACUUUUUUAAGCGUAGCUUUCCAGAAUGAUUUUUUUAAAUUCUAAUAUUUUCAAAUCCAGCGACGCUUUGUUAAAGAUAAACAAAUUUUGGAUCUAACUCGUUUUCAAAUCCUCAAAUUUUGAAAUAAGACUGUUCUAUAAGUCUUUUUUACACGACAACAAGAAACAAACAAUAAAUUAAUGAAUAUCGAGUUACCAAAAAUAUCGUUUAUUAUUUGGUAAGAUCUAUCGUUAGUCAGGUAUUGAAAAAAGGAAGGUUUUAUAUGAAUACUUUACGUGUUUUAAAUUUUUUAAUCGUAUAGAUAAGUUUUUAAUACAGAAACGUAAAUUGUAUGUUCGACGAAGAAAAAUAACAAACAUGUAUAAUAACGACGAGAAAAAUAUGGAAAGAAGAAAAAAAAGACGAAAAAUUAACGACAGAAUUAUUGCUGCAGUUAUGGAUCAAUUGAAUGGUAUCCUGUUUAUAAGAUUAUUUAUUGAGUGGCCUGGAUCAUACGAUUAUUGUAGUAGGUAUUACGAUAUUACGAUACCCUUGUUAUGAAAAAAAAAAAAAAAUCAUUAACAAUUAAAAAAGUUCUCUUGUUUGUAAUCUUAUGAAUGCCCGUUGUCAAAACAAAAAAAUAUCCUCAUAGUUGAAAUAUUUCACAUUUUAUUACGAAGAGAUAAACAAGAAAAAGUAAACAAAACAAAUGGCAUUUGUAAAAAUGUGAUACCGACAUUGUUGCAAAACUCACAAUGAAUCAAAACGGUCUUACCAACCUUACGUAAACCAAUUGACAUUCGCAAAACUGUCCCUCCGAAUGAGUUCGUUCGUUUUAUUACGAAAACGAACAGUUGUCGCUCUCUGUAUUUUUUUUACAUAUUUUUUGUUUCUCGUAAUGUUUUUUCGUUAUUUAGAGUAUAAACCGAAUUGUACUACUCAAAGUGGCUGAUGAAAAUAAAGUUGGCGUUGAACUUCCUA